Molecule: messenger RNA, 3405 nt
Organism: Lodderomyces theae
Lineage: Eukaryota; Fungi; Ascomycota; Pichiomycetes; Serinales; Debaryomycetaceae
Gene: RAD9
Product: chromatin-binding protein
Exons: 1
Coding region: 1-3405 (1134 amino acids)
Biological process (GO): positive regulation of transcription by RNA polymerase II; DNA damage checkpoint signaling
Cellular component (GO): nucleus
Molecular function (GO): histone binding
Source: RefSeq, a predicted model, not a curated record
AUGAACUUGGAUACUCGUGCAGAGCUCUCUCAAUCGGUUCGUAUUCCGCACGACGAAGACAGCCAUGAGAGUAAUACAAGUUUGCUUGACAAUGGUAUCUUAGCGACAAGCUCCAAUCCAGUUCAGUUGGAUCAAGUUGACACUGAUUCUCAGCAGUAUAACUCGAUAGAGGAGACAAAAGUGGACAAGGAUAGCACUAUGGAAGAUAAUUCAAAUUACUACGAAGACCAACAACUGCUAACUCAGAUGCUUACUUCGCAUCAUGGUCACAACAACUAUUUACAGGAUACACAAGUUAUACAUAAUGGUGACGAGGUCAUAUCGAUGGAUAUCGAGGGGAAUUCUACCCAGAAAAGCAGGAUCAAUGAUGUGGAAGCUGGUAUAUCAGAUGAGAUACAAACCCAAGAGCAGAGUCCAGAUGCGACACUGACACAACCAGAUUUUGACGCGUUACCUGACACUCAACUUAUACCAAUGGAGGCAGAAUCUACUAAAUUCAAGCGACGGAGUAAGAACCUACUAAGUGAUUUGAAAGACACGCAGGUGAUUUCCAAUACGUCUCGCAAUGAUACUGGCAACCUCAAAGACACUCAGCCGAUAAACUUACACCCUCAACGGAGAUUUAGUGAUGCUAGGAGCAGGCAUGAAGAUUUGGGAGAGACUCAAGUGAUUAUCAAACGUCGACCUCAGAAACUCCCGGAUACGCAAGUAAUCAAUCAUGCUAACUGUGUACCGGAUUCCGAAAGUCCUGAAUCACUGGAGUCUGGUUACAAAGUAUUCGAUGCACCGAGGGAUAGGUUAAGCAAAAAGAAUGAACCCUUUGUCCGCUCCAAAUCCAAACUGUACAAGGAUCUAGCAGACACUCAAGUUAUUACUAGACAGAGAACCAACCAUCUGCAGGAAAAUCAGCCAAAUGGAAUCGAUGAGGAAAAUCCAUUUAUGGACUCACAAUCUCACCAAAUUGAUGUCAACAAUAUUCAACAAGCAUCACAUAGGCAAGUCAUACAUACACAAGAUGAAGCUGAUACUUCGUUGUUUGCACUGAAGCCUAGCACGAUGGAAGUCCAAACGGACGAAGAACGGGACUCUUCGCAUAGCAAAGAGGAAGAUAGUAAAGAAGAUGACAUCUUCAACGACUUGAAGGAAAGAAUAUACCGAGGGAACAAUAAUCAUAACAAGCGCCGACUUUCUCAUAGCCCCUUCAAGAUAAAACGCAGCAAAACCGCCAAUAUUGAAAAAUAUGGCGAUAGCCAUGAAAGUGAAAACUACUUUUCCGCCACUCCCAGUGACCGCAUUCAAUUGCGAAAUCAUACCGAGCCAUUGGUGUUUGCAUCACCAUUUGACAAGACCAUUUCUGUAUCAUCUUCCUCGCCAAGUAAAAAAGUUGCUGAUCAGCUGGUACGCACCGAUGAGGAUCAAACUCAGGCUGAUGUGACUAUUGAUGACAGGCUCGAUGUGAACAUGGAAGAGGAGAAAUUGGAAGACGAGUCAAGAAGUGAGUCGUCUAGUGAUUUGAAGAGUGCGCCCAUGCGACACGUUUCUCCACCCAGUUCUCCUGAUGAUAUUGACUCAAUGAGCUUGAGUGAGAGCGAGGAGGAGGAGGAGGAGGAGGAGGAGUACAAGGAGGAGACAGACGAAGACGCUGGAAACGAGAGUGAAACUAGCAAUGACAGAUUUGGUCAUACAAGUAUUGCUGAAAAGACUGCCUCAGACGAGCGCAGAAUCGUGCCGAAACGAAGAGUAAAUAACAUUGUUGAUUCACAAACACCCUCCUGUGGCAGUACUUUACCCCCAGAAGACGAUGAAUAUGUCAUUGCGGGAGUCUUGCGGAAGGAAAAAUCAGAUGUCAUCUACGAUGAUGAUAUUGUUUACCCAGGUAGCGUCUGGGCCACGUACAACUUGAAAAUGUACAGCGGAUUCAUCAGUGCAAGGUACAACGAUUACCUGAUUGUUGAAUUCGAUCAAGAAUCGUCGCGCAUCAAGAGUGAGGAUUUGAACCCUUUGGAUAUCAGGAUUGGCGAUACGUUGAAUGUAAAGGGCAAGCGAUUCAAAUGUGUCGUUACUGGAUUAUCGAUGGAAGACUCCCCAAAUGGGAUUCGAUGUAUUCGGGGAUACAACAUGGUGCAUGUCAAGAGGAACUCUAAACCUAAAUCUAAAUCUCGUAAAGCAUCGGAUGAUACUGAGUAUGUGUUUGGUGUAUCGCAAUGUUCGAUGGAAUUGGGUGAUUGGGUUAUGCAUCAACAGAAGUUUCAAAUCAGGCGACGGAGUAAAGGACACAACCAAGCUGAAGGUGAUGGUAGUGGUAGUGGUGCUGGGAAUGAAAUGUUUGCCGUCCCGAAUUCACCCAUGAACCACAUGGCAAGUGGUAGUGGAGUGGCGAACUUGAAAAUUACAUUACCAUCGACGCCUUUGAAAUUAUCUCGUCACUCAACAAUGUCCCGCCCGCUCAGUCCAUCUCCGAAAAGGGGCAUCAAUCAAAUCUCACGACUUUUCGCUGACAGAUUAUUUUGCAUUACAAAUAUUGAUGGGUCUAGAAAACACACGAUCAAAAGCAUUAUUGAAUCUAAUGGAGGCACUUUUUUGGAUACCAAUUUAAUGGACCUAUUCCAGUACUCGAAAAGACCACAAGCUGAAGGUAAUGGACUCUAUCUCAAAUCUUCCUACUCCAUCACUAACGAAUUGACAUUUGCAGCGUUGAUAUCGAGCAAUUAUUGCCGAAGUUCAAAGUAUUUGCAGGCUUUAGCUCUAGGCUGGCCCAUUCUAUCUGAAUGCUACAUUGACGAUGUCGUCAACGGUGUGGUUGGUAUAGAGCAAUGGCCAGCGUAUUGUUUGGCUGCUGGUCACUCAACAAAGUUGAAUGCGUUGGCUAAUUGUGACUUGUACAAGUUUCGUAGGAACUACGAGUUGGGCCAUUCGUUGGAAUUUCAAAUGGAUUUAAAGAGCCAUUUGUUAGCGGGUUACAAUGUCGUUAUUGCAUCGUCGAAUUUGCAGGAAUCGCACAAGAAAAGUGUGAUUGAGAUGGAUACUUGUAAAUUCAUCUUUCAUGCAUUUGGAGCAAGAUCUUUAAACUAUGCCAAUUUGCCAAUUAUCAAUUCCCAACGCGAUGGCGAUGGCGAUGGUGUAGCCGAUGACGAGUUUGUGCACUUGGUGAAAAAGUUGCAUUCAGAAGACAAUGGCGAGAUUCUAAUCUGUGAUUAUGGGAAUAACCAAGUCGCCAAACUGUUCUACUCUAUAGCUGAUGGUGCAUCCAAUCUGGCGAACAAGUCAAUCAGGAGACAUCACAAUCGACUAAAGAGACAACACGAAACUAUUGAGUUGAAGGUUGUUGAUUGGGAAUGGGUGGUGCAAUGUGUCAUCUCGGGCCAUAUCUGGCAACCUACUGCAACGAUCAAGAUUAAUGGAUGA